AUGGACGCGACGAGAACGCAGGAACUCGCGGCCGAGGAGGAGGCCGAGCGGCAGCGCAAACGGGCGCGAGAGAAGGAGGCAUGGCGCGCGCAGCGCGAGCGCAGCGCCAAGAAGACGGCAGCGCUGCAGGGGCACGACGAGGCAUGGGGACGCGCGAGGGUGGCCCAUGUCGGGCGCGCGCACUCGGUGGCUGGCGCGCUCGACGCGCACAUCGAGCGGCACUGGCGGCCAAGCGGCGGCGCGGGGGGCAGGGUGGUGGGCGGCGACCGCCGCAUACCGUCCUACGGCGGGGACUAUCGCUACGCCAGGGAAGACAAGGGCGUCGAAGUGCAGCUGCUGCUGUUCGAAUCGUUCGGCGGGUUCGGAAAGGGGGUCCGUGAGAUCCUCAGGAAGGCGGCGGACGUACUACAGAACAAGCUGACGCGGGCCCAGUACCUCGAUGAGGUGACUUGGACCACCAAGAGCUGGCUGGGGCUGCAGAAGCAGCGCAUCUCAGUCGUUCUUCACACGGCAAUCGCAGAGCAGAUUGUGAAUGAGCUUGCCUGUGGCGGGGGUGGGCGGGUGCACGGAGCUAAGUGCCUCGCCACCCUCGCAGGAGUCGCUUAG
Molecule: messenger RNA, 606 nt
Organism: Emiliania huxleyi CCMP1516
Lineage: Eukaryota; Haptophyta; Isochrysidales; Noelaerhabdaceae
Exons: 2
Coding region: 1-606 (201 amino acids)
Source: RefSeq, a predicted model, not a curated record